This is a messenger RNA of Pipistrellus kuhlii (Kuhl's pipistrelle), 543 nucleotides long. RefSeq names its product 60S ribosomal protein L27a-like. Lineage: Eukaryota; Metazoa; Chordata; Mammalia; Chiroptera; Vespertilionidae. Gene Ontology annotation, molecular function: structural constituent of ribosome. Gene Ontology annotation, cellular component: cytosolic large ribosomal subunit; ribosome. Gene Ontology annotation, biological process: translation. The record is from RefSeq and is a predicted model, not a curated record. Bases 40 to 492 code for a protein of 150 amino acids. The transcript has a single exon.
AAAAUUUUACUUGAUGGCUCUUGCAGCUCGGCCACCGACAUGCCAUCCAGACUCAGGAAGACCCGAAAACUUCGGGGCCACGUGAGCCACGGCCACGGCCGCAUCGGCAAGCACAGGAAGCACCCGGGGGGGGGGGGGCGAGGUAAUGCUGGUGGCUUGCAUCAUCACAGGAUCAACUUCGACAAAUAUCACCCAGGUUACUUUGGGAAAGUUGGUAUGAGGCAUUUCCACUUAAAGAGGAACCAGAGCUUCUGCCCAACUGUCAACCUUGAUAAACUGUGGACCCUGGUCAGUGAGCAGACGCGGGUAAAUGCUGCCAAAAGCAAGACUGGAGUUGCUCCCAUCAUUGAUGUGGUGCGAUCGGGCUACUACAAAGUUCUGGGGAAGGGAAAGCUACCAAAGCAGCCUGUCAUUGUGAAGGCCAAGUUCUUCAGCAGAAGAGCCGAGGAGAAGAUUAAGGGUGUUGGUGGGGCCUGUGUCCUGGUAGCUUGAGGCUACGUGGAGGGAAGUUCCAUUAAAAUGUCCAAGUACCUUUGUCAAAAA